Oenanthe melanoleuca is the source of this 1236-nucleotide messenger RNA. It is a transcript of the gene CRYGN, whose product is annotated as crystallin gamma N. Gene Ontology annotation, biological process: lens development in camera-type eye; visual perception. NCBI's taxonomy places the organism in Eukaryota, Metazoa, Chordata, Aves, Passeriformes, Muscicapidae. Gene Ontology annotation, molecular function: structural constituent of eye lens. The coding region runs from base 1 to 1155 and encodes 384 amino acids. The record is from RefSeq and is a predicted model, not a curated record. The transcript is spliced from 6 exons.
AUGGCAGAGCCCCGGGUACCGCAGCAGGAGGAGGGCGGGCGGGCUCCCCCGGCUGCGGGCUCCCUGCCAGGAGCGCUCGGGCAUCGCGCAAGGUUCGAGCCCGCGCUGCAGAACGAGAACCUGCAGCUCGGGAGGGGCCGCACAGCGCGGGCAGCGCUUGGGGGGCGUUCGAGAGAUGCUCAGGGGGCCGCGGGGAAGUCGGAAGAUCAUCUGCCCAAAAUCAAAAGCCCGGACUCAGCAGGCCCCGUUACCGGCGGUUCUGCCUACGAAGCAGGAAAGCGCAAAGCCCCCGGUUCCCGCGGCUUUGUUAAAAAGCCCUCGCGACACCAGCCCCGGCCCGGCCCCCCCCCGGCAGCCCCUAUAUACCUGGGGCCGCAGAGCCUGAGCAUCCUCCGGGUGGAAGGAGUCGAUGAGGAUAAUAGAGCCAGCAGACGUGGCGUGAGUGGUGAUCCCACAUUUGGUAGCAGGGAUGGGGAGGGUGUGGCAGAAGGAGCUGCUUUUCGGGAGCUGAAUUUCCUGUUUGAACAUUCCCACUGGAAAUAUGUAGAUUCCCAUCUGCUUGGACCGGGAGUGUGGCCGUGUCCCUGCUCUUCACCGCAGGCCCUUUCUCCUCCCUUCCCCCAGAUCACUUUCUACGAAGGCAAAUGCUUCACAGGCAGGAAGCUGGAUGUUUGUGGCAGCUGCAACAGCUUCCAGGACCAAGGUUUCCUCAACCGAGUCAACUCCAUCUGUGUCCAGAGUGGAGCUUGGGUCUGCUUCGACCACCCCGACUUCCGAGGGCAGCAGUACAUCCUGGAGCACGGCGAGUAUCCCGACUUCUACCGCUGGAACGGGCGCAGCGACCACCUGGGCUCCUGCCGGCCCAUCGGGAUGCACGGUGAGCAUUACAGGAUCGAAAUAUUCGAGGGGAGCCAUUUUAGGGGUCCCAGCCUGGAGCUGACAGAAGACUGCUCCUUCCUGCAGGGACAAGGCUGGGACAAGACCUGCAUCAACGCCCUCAAAGUGUACGGCGACGGCGCGUGGGUGCUGUACGAGGAGCCCAACUACCGAGGCCGCAUGUACGUGGUGGAGCGCGGCGAGUUCAGCAACUUCAACGAGUGGCAGGCGCGCAGCGCCAGCGUCCAGUCCAUCAGGAGAGUCGUCAACUACUUCUAGCUGAGCUCCCUCCCCGCCAGCCAUGGCUGCUGAGACUGAGCAUCACCCUCCUGCCCACUCACUGACCCCUGGAAUAAAUUG